CGGUCAGACCUGGUGCCACCACUAGGCCAGCUGGUGUAUACAUUCGAAACUGCCGAAAACAAGCGAGAAAAUGCGACGCCGCGAACUGCAGACCAUCCAGCUGAAGCUGUCCGAUCUCAAGGAGUACGAGCAGGCCAAGAUGGAGCGUCUGAGGAGUCGGCAGCAGUUACUUACCCCCCGGACGCCCACGCCCCCCGACAGCGAGGUGCUGCCGGCGACCUCCGGUAGCGUUCCGGCGGUUCUCCUGGCCACCAGCGGCAACGAACCGAACGAGGAGACCGAGGAGGCCGCCAAGUCGGAGCCCACCACCAAGCCCAGCACAUCCUCCGCCUAGGAUCUGGAGCUGCAUUACCAGACGGAUUUUUAACACCUUGAUCGUCACUACCUCAAUGGAUGGAUAAAGCACCUUAGUUUUACAAAUAACAUAUUUUAGAAUCUUCACCGUCUAGUUAAUUUAGGUGGUAGUUCACUACUAUGCAUUAAGUGUAUUUAAUUGGGCACUAUAACUAAUUAGUGCCAAACAGCCAGACUGUUAAAUAUAAGAAAUAACUCAAACAAAUAACAAAUAGAAUAUUUCAAGAUUUCAUUAUUGAGCGAUUUCAGCUGACCACACACACACACACACAAACACACACGGCGGUAUGCAAUUAAAAUGUUUGAACAAUCUUCAAAGAAUAUUUUCGCCCGGUGCAGAUUCGAAAUUGGGAAAGAGCACGCCGACCGACGAUGUUCACCUCGCGACGAUCGAUUGCCGACUGGCCGACUGGCCGUCUGUGGACCUCGUCCGCCUGUGGAGAGCAAACCAAUUGAUUUUCCAUUUAGUGUCUUCUGCCACCAGCCUCCGCCGACCCUGGGAUCUCGCCGAUCGCCAGAUACACUGCCUGCACACCUACGGUCUGUGUGUCGAUCUCGAUCGUAAAUUGAUUAAGCGAUCGUUUGAUUUCAGCAGGCAUGUGAACCAGUUAAUUUGUCAUCUGUCAGCCGUUGCGCUUACGCAACAGCAAUUUAACAAGAAAUGAAAGUAAUGCGAUUCGCUUGCGGGUUUCUCCCAGUGCAGCCAUUCGAUUUUUAUGGGACGGCAGCUCCUGCCAAACCACCAGCUGAUCCCAGUGGCUCAUCGAAACAGCUGACUCCAAUUAGCCACAUGGCACCGACUCACUGGCUUACCGGUACCGGCAUCGUCAUCGCCAUCGCCAUUGGCAUUGGCAUUGGCAUUGGCAUUGGAUUCUUCCUUCCACACGCACAUUGACAUGGACAUGGACAACUUGAAGUCAAGUCAGGAGAAUUCCCAUUCAGUAUCCGAAGCGAUUAAGUUUAACGAGCCGGCAAUAAGAAGUUUUAGAGAGCAUUGGAAUACACACAAAACAAAAGGCAUCUCAAUAUUUAAUUUAGUUUGUAUUCACAAUGUUUUAUCAUCAAAACAAAACGUGGCCUAAUAAUUAUAAUUAAUACUUUGAACACUUUUAUAUGUUAAAUAUUUUAUAGAUUCCAUAUAUAUACUCCAAAAUAUCUGGUUGAUUUCUGAACCACA
Molecule: messenger RNA, 1531 nt
Organism: Drosophila elegans
Lineage: Eukaryota; Metazoa; Arthropoda; Insecta; Diptera; Drosophilidae
Source: RefSeq, a predicted model, not a curated record